UGUAUGUGUUCAUAUUAAAGGGUUCGUGCUAACUGUUAACCCGGGUAAACGGUUUUAUUUCGCUCCGCCCGAGGACGGAUACAAACAUGGAGCAGAGCGGCAGCGUCAACGCAGAUCCUGCUCAGCGCUCUGACGGUCGUUGCACACAAUGGCGCAACUGGUCUGGAUUCUGGAUCCUGGGAUUGUGCAACAACUUUGCCUAUGUGGUCAUGUUGAGCGCUGCCCACGACAUUCUCAAAAAACAGGAGUCCGAAAACACCACGGCAUCUACAUCAGCCACACUGGACCUUCAUUUGCAAGGCGGAAACAGUAGCAACAGCAGCCGCUAUGACUGCAAUCCUGUCUCCACUGCGGCUGUGCUGCUGGCCGACGUCCUCCCAACGCUUGUCCUCAAACUCUUUGCUCCUUUUGUAAUCCACAAACUGCCUUAUGGUUACCGCGUGUUGUUCUGUGUCGCCAUGGCAACGGGAAGCUUCCUCCUGGUGUCGUUAUCGACGGGUGUUUGGAUGAGCAUCCUAGGUGUGAUUUUUGCCAGUGUCAGCUCUGGACUGGGAGAACUCUCCUUCCUCUCUCUCACCGUUUUCUUCUCGAGGGACGUACUGGGAGGCUGGGGCUCAGGCACUGGAGGUGCUGGUGUCGCUGGAGCCUUCCUCUACUCGGGCCUCACCCAGGUCGGCCUCACGCCCCAGAUUACACUGCUCCUCAUGCUGGUGGUCCCAGCUGCUAUGUUGAUAAACUAUUUCUUCCUCAUGGUUCCUCCGCCAUCAUUGCCUCAGUGGAAAAGCAGGGAGCCGGGGUAUCUGGCUGUGACCUCGGAGGAUAGACGGCGGCUGAUGGACCCAUCACAGGAGGAGGAUAAAUCAAUCCCAGACUGUGUUGUCUUCUUCCCUCUCAAAGUGACAGAGGACAUGAACACUGGGCCUCUCACCUUCACAGAGAAACUGCACGUUAUCAGAGGCUUGCUGAAGUUUGUGUUUCCUUUGGGAUUGGUCUACUUUGCUGAGUACUUCAUCAACCAGGGCUUGAUGGAACUCCUGUAUUUCCCAAACUUUUUCCUGUCCCAUGCAGAGCAGUAUCGCUGGUACCAGACACUGUACCAGUUAGGUGUCCUGGUGUCUCGGUCCUCACUGUGCUGCGUGAAGAUCAGGAAACUGUGGACUCUGUCGUUGUUACAGGUGGUGAAUGCGGUGCUGCUGCUGUUUGCAGUGCGUUACCUGUUCCUGCCCAGUGCCUGGCUGGUGUUUGUUAUUGUCCUCUAUGAGGGUCUUCUGGGAGGAGCCGCGUACGUCAACAUCUUCUACUUCAUCAGCAAAGAGAGUGAAGACAGACACAGGGAGUUUGCCAUGGCUGCUGCCAGUGUAGGAGACAGUCUGGGCAUAGCUCUGGCUGGACUCGCUGCGUUCCCUGUCCACAGAUACUUCUGCUCCCUGUAACCCCGCCCACAUGCUGACCACCAGGAAGAAGAAGUGAGAUGUGGGUGGGAACCAUUCAAGAGUUCUUUAAAGCUUAUGUACGGUUUGGGGAGUUUAGGUUUAAUGAGAGAAUUGUUUCAGUUAUUUAAAGCUUUUUUUCCUAAGAGUGCAAUUCUUUGAACCACUUAAUUUGAUUCAGAGGGCUGUGAUGCAGAUGAUAAUUAAUGCAUAUACAGUACAAACAUCAAAUUGAUUUCUCUUUUUUAAUGUAAUAAAUCAUCGGGCAGUAGCAUGUUUGUUCAUUCUGCUUCAAUAAUGCGUCACUGAAUAUAAAUCCAACAUGUUAGCAAGAUAAGGAACAUUUCCAUGUGAAGUUUAGACAAAAAUGAGUCCGUAUCAGUUCCUCUCUGUGCUGCCACUGUGAGUCACUGCUGACCAAUAUUACUUAUGCACUAAUCUCUGUUCCCGUGGUUCUGUGACAAAGCAAUCUCCAAAAUGAUUUUCUGGUAACAAAUGAAUCGCAGAGGGAUUGUAAGGAGAAUAUUUGCACAAAUGUUGUGUUUAUAUGACACAGUAUUUUACCUUAAGAGUUUACUCAAACACAAUUGGUCAAACUUGAAAUGUAAACCAUUAGAAAUCUUGCCAAUUUUACAUUCCAUUUAAUUUUGACAAUGAAUUUCACAGAUGACGCCUGUAAAUGACGGGGCACGGCAAAAAAAUGACACCUGGCAUGCAGUAUAUGUGUCUGGUUUUAUAGUUUGGAGAACCUCAGUUCAAAUGAAAUGUGAACUGACCAAACACCAACGUAUAGAACAAGAACUGCCCUUUCUUUUUUAAAACAGCAAGUUAAAAGUGUUACAGCUGACUUCCAGAACUGACGUUAUAUUGAUUGUGUGAGAUGUUUAAUCUCUGUUUUAUAUCAUGUUGAUUUUGUGUCCUACAAUCUGAGACACAACUCAAGAGCUCCACGGUUCAAAGCUGUCUUUUAUUUUGGCUUGAAAACAUUUGAAAUAACAAGGACAGACCUGCUUUAAAUGCAUACAAGUUUUAAUCAGGUUCACUUUUCUUGUUGCCUUGUAGUUACUACAGUCACUGGUUCUAAUAAAACAAAAAUGCCCUUUACUGUGACUUUCUACUGUUUGCUCAUACACACUGUAACAGUCUGGAAAUGUCCUGAGUUUGAUUUAUUAAACUAAAUGAACUGAGUGAGAAUAUGUUUUAAACAGAAGUGAACGAGUUUUGGGGCAUGUUGCCUUUGUUGUGCACUUUUUCUAAUGUUUCAUAUUUUUUCUCCACAAAUCUCAGUUGUUGCUGCUUCCUUAAAGUAAUGCGAGUUUAACACAUGUCGAACAUUCCUGUUGACCCUCUUAACUACCGACGUUCAUCUAACGCUGCUGCUGUUGAAUUAUAAUUCUGUUUCAUUUUGAUUAUAUUGGUGUAUGUAUUUGUUACGUAAUUAAAAUGUUUUGAAGUUUA
Solea solea (common sole) is the source of this 2888-nucleotide messenger RNA. It is a transcript of the gene cln3, whose product is annotated as CLN3 lysosomal/endosomal transmembrane protein, battenin. The record is from RefSeq and is a predicted model, not a curated record. Gene Ontology annotation, biological process: regulation of intracellular pH; lysosome organization. Gene Ontology annotation, cellular component: membrane; lysosome. Bases 87 to 1433 code for a protein of 448 amino acids. NCBI's taxonomy places the organism in Eukaryota, Metazoa, Chordata, Actinopteri, Pleuronectiformes, Soleidae. The transcript is spliced from 15 exons.